Molecule: messenger RNA, 3644 nt
Organism: Pungitius pungitius (ninespine stickleback)
Lineage: Eukaryota; Metazoa; Chordata; Actinopteri; Perciformes; Gasterosteidae
Gene: mcama
Product: melanoma cell adhesion molecule a
Exons: 16
Coding region: 130-1989 (619 amino acids)
Cellular component (GO): plasma membrane
Molecular function (GO): laminin receptor activity
Source: RefSeq, a predicted model, not a curated record
CUCUCUCUCUCUCUCCGGGUGCUGCUGGCUGGCUGGUCUCAACUUCUCACCGCUUCACAUUGUUCCCCGGACUGGAUACGACGAGCACAGCUUUUAUCUUCUUUUUUUGUGUUGUCGUCGCAAAGACCCAUGGCUCUCCUGCGCGGAACCCUCCCGACCUUCUUCCUCCACCUGUGCCUCCUCCACUGCAGCGCGUGGGCCAAGGUGGAGCUGACUAUGCAUGAGGCCGUUGAGGUGUACGCGGGCGACUCGGCCCAGAUCCCCUGCCAGUACAACUUCACCCAUGCCGACAACGAGCCCAGCUUUGUCAUGAUCCAGUGGUUUGUGAAAGCCGCGGGCAACAGCGCACGGACGCGGAUCUUCUACGGCGACGGCAGUCAGCACAUCGUAGACAACAACACCGACUACAGCGGCCGCGUGGCGGUGACCUCCGACCGGCGCGGAACCCGACUCGCCAUCCAAGAUGUCCAGCUGCGCGACGAGAGGGAAUUCCUCUGCCAGGUCAACGGGCUGGCCGCCGGGAACGCCGAGGGCAAGACGCACCUCAAAGUGUUCGCUCCACCCGAGGCUCCGGUGAUCGAGGGUGUCCUUCCUGGAAUAUCCAUCACCAGUGAGGUUCCGUCCAAGGUUGCAUCGUGUGAGGCUCGCAACGGCUUCCCUAAACCCAACAUCACGUGGUACAGGGACGGCGUGCCACUGGUGCCUACACUGGGCUACAUCAACGUGCUGACCCUGGUGAGCCAGCGGUCCAGUGGCUUCAUCUCUGUCGAGAGCACACUGGAGUACAAGGUCGUCAAGGAGGACAAGGACGCCCAUUUCUCCUGUGAGGUCAGCUUCUUUGUCCCCGGAGCCAUCAGGACAGUGGAGUCCAACAGCAUCAACGUCACUGUUCACUACCCCACCACCAUGGUAGAGCUGUGGAAGCAGUCGCCGCAGGGCUUGGUCAAAGAGGGGGAUACUGUGGAGCUGCGUUGCCAGGGCGACGGCAACCCCCCGCCGUCCUUCGUUUUCAACAGAGAACAAGAGCUGGACGUGGACCUGGAGAGCAAUCAAGCGGAUGUGUUGAAGCUCUCACCGGUGUCGCGGCAAGACAGUGGCAUCUACCAGUGUCGGCCUCUGAACCACGACGACAUCACCGAGGUCAAAGGAGAAGUGCAGCUCACUGUGCACUAUUUGGACCCAGCCGUGGUGGUUCCUAAAGACUCAGAGUUCAUGCUCAAAGGAGAAGAUCUGACUGCGACCUGCAACGCUCUCUCCUCCCUUCAAACAGCCACUGUGUGGUAUAAGAAUGGGAAGCAGGUGGGUAAGGGGAACACGUUGCACCUGAAGGACGCCGACUAUGAAACAGCAGGAGAGUACAUAUGCGAGGUGACCGUUCCCUCCCUGCCCGCCCUGCACACCAGCGGCUCCGUGCACAUCAUCGUCCAAGGCAGUCCCCAGCUGGCGGGAGGGGAGCAGGAGGUGCGGCUUGAGGAGGCAACAGGCAGGAUUGUGAACCUGAGCUGCGAGGCUCGCGGCCAUCCGCCGCCCAGCAUCUCCUGGGUCAUCGUCGGCACCCAGAUCUGGAACGAGGUGGUGAGCAAGCCCAACGAGCACGUGACCCACAGCGUGGUGUCGGUCAAGGUCACCUCGGACAUCAGCGCCUCGUGCAACGCUUCCAACGACAUGGGGACUGAAGUCAAGGCUUUCAGCGUCAAAGCCAUUCCCAGAUUCACUUCGGCCGCUCCCUUCUCUCCCGCUGAGGGCAGUGGGGUCAUCAUCGUGGUGAUCAUCCUGUGUCUGCUGCUGCUCGCCAUCCUCGGCAGCGUUCUCUACUUCCUGCAUAAGAAGGGGAAGAUCUCCUGUGGACGCUCAGGGAAACAGGAGAUCACCAAGGAGAAGACCACCAAAGACGACAUCGUCGUGGAGAUGAAGACCAACACCAAGAACGAGGAAGCGGUUCUCCUGAAGGCCGUCAACGGAGACAAGAAGGGCCCCAACGAGCAGUGAAGUCCCUGAAGGUUCAGCAGUGAUGUCGUGCAGCAGGAGGCGGCACAUCUAAGACCCCUCCCCCCCUCCUCCAUCAUGUUUUUGUUCUCAGCAGUAUUCAGUAGAUUUACACACACACACACAGGUAUGUUUGUACAGAUGUGUAUUUUCUUUUGGAUGAGUGUUGGCUGACAUUCAUUCGUUUUGUACCAUUCCCUCAAACUUUAGUUCAGCAAGUUUGCGCGAUGGUGUCGUCAACCUUUUUUUUUUCUUUUUAUAAGAAAUGUGUAUAUAUUAUAUAUAUUUUGUUAUUUAAGAUAUUUUGGCACUCAGAUUUCCAUUUGGUGUAAGCGUCUGGGUCACGUGCAUGUUGAUCCGUGUUCAUGGAGUCCAGAGGAGUGUUCAGGACCAAACGCCAGCUGCUCCUCUUUCUGAUCAGCUCCAAUACGAAACAUGAGUCACUCAAAAACGCAACAUUAACCUAAAUAAUAUCCAGAGGGGGAGAAAAAAAAAAAAAAAACGGCCAUUGGACAACAGCAGGUAGUGUUUGUAAAUACGUGGCAGCGCACAGACUUAACUGCAGGCUGUAAGUGACCUGCAGAGAUCUGCUGUGCCUGUUUUUGGAGGACGCGUCGUACACGGAGUGCGUUUCUCUGGUUUGCGCUGUGUGUGUGUGUGUGUGUGUGUGUUUUGUGUUUCCACUGAGCGCUCGUUGGGCCUGAAGAGCUCCAGUGUUUGUGCGCGUUUCACAGGUUUACUACUACAUCACACCUUUUUAGAUCUUUAACCCUGCAGGUAUGUUUUUUUUUGGUACACUUUGAACAAGCUUUUCUUGGAUAAUCCAUCACAGAGAAAAUUGAGUUGUAUUCCAUCCUUUAUGCGCUGCAUAAUUCAUGAAGGAGUCAUGAAUCCUUAAAGCAGACAGGUGUUCUCUCUGUGAUGGCUUACUGAAAUCAUUCCGCAAGUUUCGAGGUGUUAAAUACGUGAACCGAAUGAAAAUCUGGGGAAGGUCAGAAAUCGGUCUGCAGCUCUGUUUUUAUUUAUUAUGACAUUCAAGGUUUUUGUUUUAGAAACGGAAAUUAAAAUGGAAUUAACAAAGAGUUAAUGGUAUAUAUACCAUUUUUUGUAUCAAAUUUAGCAGCAUCUUGACCAUUCCAAGAUGGUCAUUUACGGUUAAAGGCUCAGUCGAACUUAUUUAUAGUAAAUCAGCUGAAACAUGCAACAACACUGGUGAGCUUUUCUUCAGGGCCCGAGCUGUAAAUACAACGUACUGUUUGCUCACAGCGUAGGUUUUUGUGCAUUAUGCCCGGAUGACUUGCAAAGUUAACAAGGUAAUGUUUUUUUCCCCACCAAGUUGAGGUGUGGAAGUUGUAGAAGCGUCUGUGUGCAGGAAGGGUUCUGGUGCUUAGAGUGAUUCGUUCAUCAUGCCUUAGAGAAGCUGCACGAAGCACCAACACCGACCGUAAAUCUGCACCCUUGUCUUUUCAGUUCAAUACAGCAUUUUGGGGGAUUUUCAGCAGACAGACAAACACAUUUCAAACUGAACAUAGCGUUGAUUUUUUUUUUGUUUUAUGUGUGUAAAUUAUGUGCUGUACAUUUGAUUCGUUGAUGCUUGCAUUUUUUUUAUUUUUAUGCAAGAAAAUAAUGCCAAAUAAAAAGGGUUUGAGUUAAAAGGA